GGAUUCUCCUGGCUGAUGGAGCUGCAGGCGCUGCUCUUCGCAAUGGUUCUGUCCAUGUACGCGGUCUCCCUGACGGGGAACAUUCUCAUCACAGCCAUCAUAAAAGCCAACCAGUCCCUCCACACGCCUAUGUAUUUUUUCCUUACCAACCUGUCCCUGCUGGAGAUCUGCUACACAACGUCCAUUGUGCCCAAAAUGCUGGUGAGCCUGGUGUCAGAAAACAGAAGGAUCUCACUAUGGGGUUGUGCCACGCAGAUGUAUUUUUUCACCCUCUUUGGCAUCACUGAGUGCUGCCUCCUGGCUGCCAUGGCCUACGAUCGCUAUGUGGCCAUCUGCAACCCGCUGCGCUACACCCUUGUCAUGAGAAAAGGGGCCUGCGCCCAACUGGCCAUAGCCUCCUGGAUGGUGGGGAUGCUAGUGGGCUUGAGCCAGACCAGCUAUGUCUUCAGUCUGACAUACUGUGGACCCAACAGGAUCAACCACUUCUUCUGCGACAUCCCGCCCCUCCUGAAGCUGGCUUGCGGGGACACCUCCAUGAAUGUGUUGGCCGUGUACCUGGUGGCUCUUCUUUUCAUAACCUCCCCAUUCAUGCUCAUCCUGACCUCCUACCUCUUCAUCAUUGCCUCCGUCCUGAGGAUGCCAUCAGCUGAGGGGAAGCACAAGGCCUUCUCCACCUGCUCGUCCCACCUCAUCGUCGUCUUGCUCUUCUAUGGCUCCGGCAUCUUUACCUACCUCAGACCCAAGUCCAGCUACUCAAUGGAGAGCGACAAGCUUCUGGCCCUCUUCUACACGGUGGUGACGUCCAUGCUGAACCCCAUUGUCUACAGCCUGAGGAACAAGGAGGUCAAGGAGGCCCUGAGGAGGGUGCUCCAUGGGAUGACAUGCCCUCGCAUGGCCAACACAGAAUGGAGAAAUCAAACGACCAUCACAGAAUUUAUCUUCCUGGGAUUUGGGGAUCUCCCUGAGUUGCAGAUCCUUCUCUUCCUGCUGUUUCUAGUGUUCUACAUUGCAACCAUGGCUGGCAACGUCCUCAUUGUUGUGCUAGUUGUGACUGAUCAGCACCUUCACACCCCCAUGUACUUCUUCCUCGGGAACUUGUCCUUCUUGGAAACCUGCUACACAUCCACCAUCCUGCCCAAGAUGCUGGCCAGUCUCCUGACUGGGGAUCGGACCAUUUCAGUCAGUGGCUGCCUUGCACAACUGUUCUUCUUUGGUUCUCUGGCAGCUACAGAAUGCUGUCUUCUAGCAGUGAUGUCUUAUGAUCGGUAUUUAGCGAUAUGUAAACCCCUGCACUAUUCAGUUCUGAUGAAUAUCAGGUUUUGUCUCCUGUUGGCUGCUGGUUCAUGGUUCAAUGGUUCUUUGGCUACUACCAUCUUUAUAUUAUUCAUGUCACAGUUCAUAUUCUGUGGCCCGAAUGAAAUUGACCAUUUCUACUGUGAUUCCGGCCUAUUGGUAAAUCUUGCUUGCGGGGACACACACCUUAUGGCAUUGUUGCUUUCUGUCCUAGCCUGUGUAUUCACUCUGCCUCCAUUUCUACUAACCUUGACAUCCUACGUGUGUAUCAUCACCACCAUCCUGAGAAUCCCUUCCAUUACUGGGAGGCAGAAAGCCUUUUCCACCUGCUCCUCUCACCUAAUUGUGGUGACAAUUUUCUAUGGGACCAUAAUGAUUGUCUACAUGCUCCCAAAACGUGAUACACCACGAGUGCUAAAGAAAGUGCUCUCUCUUUGCUACACAGUCCUCACUCCUCUGGUAAACCCUCUGAUCUACAGCCUGAGAAACAGAGACUUCAAGGAAGCCUUGAGCCAAGCAGUCAUUAAAUACGUGGCUUUCACAAAGAAUGUAGAGAUGGGUAGAUAA
Gopherus flavomarginatus (Mexican gopher tortoise) is the source of this 1860-nucleotide messenger RNA. RefSeq names its product olfactory receptor 5AP2-like. Gene Ontology annotation, molecular function: olfactory receptor activity; G protein-coupled receptor activity. NCBI's taxonomy places the organism in Eukaryota, Metazoa, Chordata, Testudines, Testudinidae. Bases 16 to 1860 code for a protein of 614 amino acids. The transcript has 2 exons. Gene Ontology annotation, cellular component: membrane. Gene Ontology annotation, biological process: G protein-coupled receptor signaling pathway. The record is from RefSeq and is a predicted model, not a curated record.